Myripristis murdjan (pinecone soldierfish) is the source of this 3062-nucleotide messenger RNA. RefSeq names its product Golgi reassembly-stacking protein 1-like. The transcript is spliced from 9 exons. NCBI's taxonomy places the organism in Eukaryota, Metazoa, Chordata, Actinopteri, Holocentriformes, Holocentridae. Bases 144 to 1358 code for a protein of 404 amino acids. The record is from RefSeq and is a predicted model, not a curated record. Gene Ontology annotation, cellular component: Golgi apparatus. Gene Ontology annotation, molecular function: protein binding. Gene Ontology annotation, biological process: Golgi organization.
GCGUAAUAGGUGCGAGAGCCUGUCAACCUACCUCAGCUGUCAGCACUAGCUAGCUGAAGUCAGCUAGUAAUGACUUUAACUCUACCUCAGUAACAUUUUAGCAGGCUACGUGUUAGUCAGUAGUAAGUUAACAGCGGAAGACAAUGGGAAUAGCGCAGAGUUCGUUUUUGUCGGACGGAGGAGCCAACAGUGGAUACCAUGUUCACGGGGUUCAAGACAUCUCACCCGCUCAGAAGGCUGGUUUGGAGCCCUUCUUUGACUUCAUUCUCUCAAUAGGAAACACUCGACUUAAUAAGGAGAGUGACUUGCUGAAAGACCUCCUAAAAGCCAAUGUGGAGAAACCAGUCAAACUCGAAGUGUUCAACACCAAAACCCAGCGGGUGAGGGAGCUGGAGGUCAUACCCAGUAACAUGUGGGGAGGUCAGGGCCUGCUGGGUGCUAGUGUCCGCUUCUGCAGCUUCGAAGGAGCUAAUGAGAAUGUCUGGCAUGUCUUGGAUGUAGAAGCACAUUCACCUGCAGCAUUAGCAGGCCUGCAGGCAUACCAUGAUUUCAUUGUGGGAGCUGACCAGGUGUUGCAAGAUUCGGAGGAUUUCUUCUCCUUGAUUGAAGCCAAUGAGGGGAAACCUCUGAAGCUCCUGGUGUACAACACACAGAGUGACCAAUGCAGAGAGGUAGUUGUGACCCCAAAUGGCGCCUGGGGAGGAGAGGGAAGUUUAGGCUGUGGUAUUGGAUACGGCUACUUGCACAGGAUCCCAACUCGUCCACUUCGGCCAAAGAUGGAGAGUGAAAACACUCCUCAGUCCACUGUGACUCAAUAUGGCAAUAGUGAAGAACUGCCUUCAAGUGAGGUGCCUUCAGUGGCUGAAUCUAGUCCCUCUGGAAUGAGUGAAAUGGCUCUGAAUCAAGUAGAGCAAGCUGUACAAGACCUGUGUCUAACCUCACAUACACAGACUGUUACAAAUCGAGUUAUCCACAACAUAUCUGAGGCAGCAACUCCAGACCUGUCAGAGAUUGCCUCCGCCUCUGACAUGGACAACUGCUCCAUGUUUGUUAAUCAUGGAGAUAACUCGUGUGAUCAGUUCAGCUCGGAUAUUUCAUCUUAUGGCCAAGGAGUGCCUUCGUCACCGGAGAAGGAGGAAGAAUCUGGUGUACAGGAAACUGAGGAUGAGCACCUAAUAGACCUGAUCACCAGUUCUGUUCCCAGCAGCGAAGGUGAAGUUGAUGUUGUUGGCCCUGAUGUCGCUAAAGAAAACCUGGGUGACAGUAGCAUCCCCGACAUGCCAGGUGUGGAUCUUAAACCCCCAAGCUCAGGCCACAUGGCAGAUGAGAUGUCAGAGACAGCAACAUUGAACGAAUAAGAGCACUGCUGUAUAAAUGUAGGAGUAAUUGUCCUAAGUCAGAAACACUGCUGGUUGAAGCUGGCCUGCAUUAGAGGAGAGGUAGAGUUACAGUAUACCGCAGAGAGCUUCCAACUCUUUAAGUUGCGUCACUGGCAUUCUAUUUGAUAUCCUAGAGUUUUAUUUAUAUAUACCAGUGCUGCAUGCGAAAUUGCACAUCUCAGUAAACCAUUUUGUUGAGUAGUGAGUGGUAGUCAGACGAUUAGUACGGUGCGAAUGUACUUUCCUGAUGCAUACACUGUUUCCAUAUCAAACAGGAGUAAGCCUGUUGCCUUCAUAUUUUGAGCCUUAGUUGCCGUUAAAAUCCCAUUUCGUCUAAGCUUGCACCAAAAAAGCCAAAGCUGCUUAAUAAGAGAAUUUGUUACUCUUAGACCAUCAUAAUCACCAUCACAUUGUUGGAAGAAGAGAAUGUCCAAUACCCACCAUGUUAUUUACAUUUUUUAAAUAUAUUUUGUAAUGCAGGGUUUUUUAUGUUUAUUGUGGGAUUUUUCUUUCCAAUCAGAGGACAUAAUGUUGGACAAAGUGGUUUUUCUCUGUUGGCAAGAGCAAGCACUAUGUAACACAGUAGCCAUAUCUCUUGUGAAGUUGCCCAGAGCCUAUAUGUGUAAAUUAUUUUAGAAAAUAAUUAUUUAUGAGACCAGCUGGCUUCCUGUGUUCAUAUAGAUUUGACCUUAAAUACUAAAUUAGUACUGCUAUCGUUGGAAAAUUUAUUUACACUGGCUCUGUUAUCUUACUUGCUUGUGCAAGCCUCAGCCUACUGUAUAUAUUGCACUAUAAAGGGAAAAUCCCCUCCAAAACAGAAUUCACUUUUCCUGUUCCUGUCACCCUCAGAAGAUGUGAGCAAAUUUCUCUCUACACAGCUAUAAUUUUGUCAUCCACAUUGUACCUAGGCCUUUGUCAUCAGAAGGUUAUCAAUUCAAAUUUCUCAUGAAAAUGUACAUGUGAAUGCGAACCAGGGCAUUUUAAAAGAGAGUAAGCAUUCUCAGAUGGCUCUCUCUAGGUAACUAAAAGAUUAAAAUGAGUGAAGUGUAAAGGAUCACAGGGAUGAUGUGAAUUUUGCUUUGAUGUGGAUUGUCCCUCUAAUACUUCUCAGUGAUUUGCCAGCGGGUUGAAUUUGAGAUGCGUUCACAUUGAGCUACACUGAAUGUUUGAUCUCAGGCGUUUACCUUUCACAGAUCACCAUUUAAGCCUUUAUUUCUCAGCUACAUGUCCUUGCCUUAUGUCUCAUUGGUGUAGCACCCCUUUUGAUUAUCUUUCUUUCUGCAAAAAGAAUUUACUUUUUGAUCGGUAAAGUAGGCGACACAUGAACGCUGAUUAUUUUGUUUACACCAUGUUUGACUGUAUUUCCUGUCUGCAUCUUUUCAGAGAUUUUAAUCAAAUUAUGUACCUGAUUCUUUAUGAAUGAAAAAAUAUUCAUUCAAAAUGUAUCUUUAUGUUUGUUAUUUUAGUGAAGCUAAUCGGGAUAAACAUCCGUAAUAUAUACUACUUGAUUCUAUUUUUUAUCUUUUUUUUUUCUUUCUUUUUUUUUUGCAAUUCAAAGUUGUAAUGUUUUCUGUAUUUUAUCCCCUGAAGGAGACAUGGUAAUAAUUAAUCGUAUGGAGAUUGCACAGAUGCCAGUUUUGAUUUGAAAAUACAGCUGCAAUAAAUGUUUUCUGUUGAUGUCAA